Molecule: messenger RNA, 1096 nt
Organism: Oenanthe melanoleuca
Lineage: Eukaryota; Metazoa; Chordata; Aves; Passeriformes; Muscicapidae
Gene: COMMD4
Product: COMM domain containing 4
Exons: 8
Coding region: 350-949 (199 amino acids)
Source: RefSeq, a predicted model, not a curated record
GCGCGUGCGCGGGCUGAGCUUGGCGCAUUGAAAGGGCGGCUGUGAUUGGGCAGGGCGGAGAAAGGCGGGCCGGGAUUGGCGGGUGUGGCGCUGUUCGGGAGCGUGAGGGCUCAGUCGGGCGGAGCCGGGGCUGCGGGCUGGGUCUGCGGUCCCGCUCCCAGACCCCCGUCCCGUUCUCCGACCCGCUCUCGUGCCCGGGUCCCAGCUAAAACGCCCCGCAGCGCCCCUACCGGCACUCGGGGCGGGGAGGGGCCUAGCCGGCAGCCCGCCCGGCUGUGGUUCCAGCAGUGGUUCCGGGUCGCAAAGGCGGAUUCUGCGGUAGCGGCGCGGAUCAGGGAGCGGCGGUGACAUGCGGUUCCGCUUCUGCGGGGACUUGGACUGCCCCGACUGGGUGCUGGCCGAGAUCAGCACCCUGGCCAAAAUAUCCUCGGUGAAGCUGAAGCUGAUCUGCGCCCAGGUGCUGCGGGACCUGCUGGGGGAGGCCAUCGAGUAUGACAAGAUCCUGAAGCUGACCUCAGAUGCAAAGUUAGAGUCAGGGGAUGUGAAGGCGACCAUCGCUGUCCUCAGCUUCAUCCUCUCCAGUGCAGCCAAGCACAAUGUAGACAGUGAGUCUCUGUCCAGUGAGCUGCAGCAGCUGGGACUGCCCAAAGAGCAUGCCAGCGGGUUGUGCCGUUCCUACGAGGAGAAGCAGAGCCCCCUCCAGGACAGGCUCCGGGCCUGCAGCCUGCGAUUGAGCCAGCUGGGCUCCGUGCGCUGGCGGGUGGAUUACACCCUCAGCUCCAGCGAGCUGCAGGAGGUCAACGAGCCCGUGGUGCACCUGACCUUCAACGUGCGGGACAGAGAGGGUGACAAGAUGACAGCCGUCCCUGUGACGCUCUCUGCCAACAAGUUCUGGGUGCUGCUGGCAGAGCUGAAGCAGGCCCAGACCCUGAUGAACACCCUUCUCUGAGGAGCCAGAAAAGGGCCACGGUGGGAGGCUGCGACACUGGCUGGGGGUCUAGACUGGUGCUGCUGGUUGGGAGGAGGACAUUUCCCUUCUCACCAGGUUGCUGGGGUUGUCGUGGCAGCUCCAAUAAAGUCGUGGUGACAAAGCUGA